Molecule: messenger RNA, 435 nt
Organism: Symbiodinium natans
Lineage: Eukaryota; Dinophyceae; Suessiales; Symbiodiniaceae
Source: the annotation of a GenBank genome assembly
AUGGACACCCGAGCUGGGCCAAAUAUGGCUCAAUGCUUGCAGAUCAGCACCACCCGAACACAAUGGCACCACAAAGGCUCACCAAUGCUGGCAUGGGAACGAGCAGCUCAAGGCGAGAAACUGAAGCAGACUCUCGUCACUGUGACUCUCCCAAUCAGGCGGAACCUGUGGGACCUACCCGCUGCCGACGUCGUUGCCCAAACCACAGCCACAAGCACUCGGCCAGAAGGUGCCAGCUUAGGCUUCGUGGCAAACGCAUGCAUGCCACGGGGAUGGCUCUCAGUUUGCGGGUUGGCGCUGCUGGCAACAGGCGACAAAGCCGCUCGGCCACAGCGAAGACAGGGCGAAUCCUUCCCGAAAGGAGUGGCAAGGGAAAUUGCCGGACCGUUACCCAGAAAUCGCUGGCGGCCCUGCCCACGCUCGCACCAAGGCUGA